AAAACUCCAAAUAUGACCAUCAGAACUAGUUGCUUACAGAGAUCGGUGAAGCCUAGCUAUGAAUACAAGACUUUGCCCGAAGGCCGUAUACGCCUCCUCGUCUUGCUGCCAGGACCCCGAGAAGCUGCGAUCCGCUGUUCCCUAAGACCCGUUGCCUUGGCCGAUUUUGAAGACAGAUUUCCCAUCAAGUCGAAAUUAGAGCUUGGCAUGUAUGAAGCCCUUUCAUAUUGCUGGGGAAAAUCGGAAGAAACUAAGACAAUUGACUGCGAUGGUGAGCCACUCGAGAUCAGGGCCAAUCUGGAAAGCAUACUCCGCUAUUUUCGAUAUGAAGACAGAACCAGAGUUAUGUGGGUGGAUGGUAUAUGCAUCAAUCAGAAAGACCUUACAGAAAGGUCACAGCAAGUUUCUCUCAUGGGCAUAAUUUACUGGAAAGCUACUAGAGUACUUGUUUGGCUUGGUGAAGAAGACAAGAGCGCGAAGCAAGUCAGUGCUGGGAAAGCAUUUGAUUUCAUACGCAGAUGCAGUAGUUUUAAAGAAGCGGCGGCAAACAACAGACGUGGUCAUCCAACUGCGAUGCCAGAAAAGAUAGAGGAUAUUCAGGGGGGCAAAGAAGCUGUCUCAUGGGAGUCAGUUCGACGAUUGUUCACUCGAGAUUGGUUUACGCGAGUGUGGGUGGUUCAAGAGCUUGGCUUGGCAAGAAAUGCGACAUUCUACUGUGGAGAUGCCUCAAUC
This is a messenger RNA of Bipolaris maydis ATCC 48331, 732 nucleotides long. Lineage: Eukaryota; Fungi; Ascomycota; Dothideomycetes; Pleosporales; Pleosporaceae. The record is from RefSeq and is a predicted model, not a curated record.